This is a messenger RNA of Leishmania braziliensis MHOM/BR/75/M2904, 1104 nucleotides long. It is a transcript of the gene GPD, whose product is annotated as glycerol-3-phosphate dehydrogenase [NAD+],glycosomal. Gene Ontology annotation, cellular component: glycerol-3-phosphate dehydrogenase (FAD) complex; cytosol. The coding region runs from base 1 to 1104 and encodes 367 amino acids. Gene Ontology annotation, molecular function: NAD binding; glycerol-3-phosphate dehydrogenase [NAD(P)+] activity; protein homodimerization activity. The transcript has a single exon. The record is from RefSeq and is a predicted model, not a curated record. NCBI's taxonomy places the organism in Eukaryota, Euglenozoa, Kinetoplastea, Trypanosomatida, Trypanosomatidae. Gene Ontology annotation, biological process: carbohydrate metabolic process; glycerol-3-phosphate catabolic process.
AUGCUCUCCGCGAACGGAAAGGCUAACGCGAAUGAGUUGCUGUACUUGAAGAAGGCCGUCGUCUUCGGCUCCGGUGCCUUCGGCACGGCGCUGGCGACGGUACUCGCCAAGAAGUGCCGCGAGGUGUGCGUGUGGCACAUAAAGGAGGAGGAGGCGCAACUCGUGAAUCGGAAGCGCGAGAACAUGAUGUACCUCAAGGGUGUGAAGCUUGCGUCGAACAUCACAUUCACCUCGAACGUGGAGCAGGCGUACAAGGAUGCCGAGAUCAUCCUCUUCGUCAUCCCGACCCAGUUCCUGCGUGGCUUCUUCCAGAAGAGCGGCGGGAACCUGAUCACCUACGCGAAGGAGAAGCGCGUGCCGGUGCUCGUGUGCACGAAGGGAAUUGAGCGGUCGACGCUGAAGUUCCCGGCGCAGAUUGUUGGCGAGUUCUUCGCGGACUACCCACUGUCGGUGCUUGCAGGCCCCAGCUUCGCCAUCGAGGUGGCCGCUGGCAUCUUCACGUGCGUCGGCAUCGCCUCCGCCGACAUCAAUCAGGCUCGCCGCCUGCAGCGCAUCAUGACGACGGGCGACCGCACCUUCGUCUGCUGGGCAACCACCGACACCAUCGGCUUCGAGGUGGCCAGCGCUGUAAAGAACGUGCUGGCCAUCGGCUCUGGUGUGGCGAAUGGCCUCGGCAUGGGUUUCAACGCGCGCGCUGCCCUCAUCACGCGCGGCCUUCUCGAGAUUCGAGAUCUGACGGGCGCGCUGGGCGGCGAUGGCAGCGCCGUCUUCGGUCUCGCCGGCCUCGGCGACCUCCAGCUGACGUGCUCGUCGGAGCUGUCACGUAACUUCACAGUGGGCAAGAGACUCGGUGAGGGCACGUCUAUCGAAGAGAUCCAACGCACGAGCAAAGCCGUCGCGGAGGGUGUGGCGACGGCGGAGCCUCUGAUGCGCUUAGCGCAGCAGCUGAAGGUGUCGAUGCCGCUCUGCAAGGAGAUCUACAAAAUUGUGUACGAGAAGAAGAACCCGCGCGACGCCAUCGCAGACCUCUUGUCGUGCGGCCUGCAAGACGAGGGCCUGCCCGCGCUCUUCAAGAAGUCGUCUGCCACCCUCUCCAAGCUGUAA